AUGCAGCUGUGCACCCGUGUUCGCGACAGCUUGACGGCACGGCCGGCCGGCAAGGCCCGCACCGCUGCAGUCCGUAGCCGCUCUAUUAUCUUGCGUGUGCGUGCCGAGGCUGUGAGCGCACCUCCAGCACCGGCCGAGUCUGAUGCAGACGCAGCUUCGGAGUUCGCUCGGCUGCAGAAGGGGAAUGCGUUCGAGGAGUUGAAGGCCCUUGCUUCAUCGCCCAGGCAAUCUGUGAAUCGUCCCCAGAAGAACGACGACUUGACUUUCAGGCAAGCCCCGACCAUCGAGGACUGUUUCCCUGACAGCGAGAAGAUGUACAAGGCCGUCCAGUACGACGAUGAGGUCACGCUGCAGGUACCCUUCCGCCGUAUCCACCUGAGCAACGGAACCGACUUCGACGUGUACGACACCAGCGGCCCUCGGGUGGCCGAUCCCCGCCAGGGCCUGCCCAAGCUUCGUCAGCCCUGGAUUGCCCGGCGUGAGGCCAAGGGCAUCACCGCUAAGGCCGGUGUGACCCAGAUGGCGCUGGCCCGGGCGGGCAUCAUCAGCGAGGAGAUGGCAUUUGCGGCCGCGCGCGAGGGACUGGACCCCGAGUACGUGCGCUCCGAGGUCGCUCGGGGUCGCGCCAUCAUCCCGGCCAACAAGCGCCAUAUGGAGCUGGAGCCAUGCGUCAUCGGCCGCAACUUCCUGACCAAGGUCAACGCCAACUUCGGCAACUCGGCAGUCACCAGCUCCAUCGAGGAGGAGGUUGAGAAGCUGCAGUGGAGCACCAUUUGGGGUGCGGACACGGUCAUGGACCUGUCCACGGGUCACAACAUCUACGAGACUCGCGAGUGGGUGAUGCGCAACAGCCCCGUGCCGGUGGGCACCGUGCCCAUCUACGAGGCGCUGGAGAGGGCGGAUGGACGUGUGGAGGGCAUCACUUGGGAGCUGUUCCGUCAGGUGCUGCUGGACCAGGCAGAGCAGGGUGUCGACUACUGGACCAUCCACGCGGGUGUGUUGCUGCGCCAUGUGCCCCUGACAGCCAACCGGGUCACCGGUAUCGUGUCGCGAGGGGGCUCCAUUCAUGCCAAGCUGUGUCUGAUGGAGCACAAGGAGAAUUUCGCGUACGAGCACUGGGAUGAGAUUCUGGACAUCUGCGCCAAGUACGACAUUACGUUGUCCAUUGGUGACGGUCUGCGCCCGGGUUGCAUCGCCGACGCCAACGACGCCGCCCAGUUUGCCGAGCUGAAGACCCAGGGCGAUCUGACUCGCCGUGCCUGGGAGAAGAACGUGCAGGUCAUGAACGAGGGCCCCGGCCACGUGCCGCUGAACAAGAUCCCGGAGAACAUGGCCAAGCAGCUCGAGUGGUGCUCCGAGGCGCCCUUCUACACGCUGGGUCCGCUGGCUACCGACAUCGCACCCGGGUACGACCACAUCACCUCGGCCAUUGGCGCCGCCACCAUUGGCGCGCUGGGUACCGCUCUGCUGUGCUACGUGACGCCUAAGGAGCACCUGGGGCUGCCCAACCGCGAUGACGUCAAGGCCGGUGUUAUUGCCUACAAGAUCGCCGCCCACGCUGCCGACCUGGCUAAGGGCCACCCCGCCGCUGCCGCCUGGGACGCUGAGCUGUCGAAGGCGCGAUUUGAGUUCCGCUGGUACGACCAGUUCGCACUGUCGCUGGACCCGGUGACUGCCCGCGCCUACCACGACGCCACAUUGCCGCAGGAGCCCGCUAAGACAGCUCACUUCUGCUCCAUGUGCGGUCCCAAGUUCUGCUCCAUGAACAUCACCCAGGAGCUGCGUACUCUCGCCCAGAACGAGGCAGCUGCGCACACCGAAUCCUCAGUGGGCGACCUGGGUGAUGCAGACCUGAUCGCCGCAGCCCAGGAGGGCAUGAAGACCAUGAGCGACGAGUUCAAGCGACGAGGCGCGGAGCUGUACCACUGAGCCGCUGUACCUUGAACUCUGGGGGUUUGAUUGGCUUUUGUUGGGCGGUCGGUUGGGCGGUCUGAACAGAAAGUGGCAGGAGGGGAAGGGGGACGCAGAGACGGAGUAUUAUUCUCUAUGUCUCCCCCCCCUUAUGU
Molecule: messenger RNA, 2066 nt
Organism: Volvox carteri f. nagariensis
Lineage: Eukaryota; Viridiplantae; Chlorophyta; Chlorophyceae; Chlamydomonadales; Volvocaceae
Exons: 17
Coding region: 1-1929 (642 amino acids)
Biological process (GO): thiamine biosynthetic process
Molecular function (GO): iron-sulfur cluster binding; carbon-carbon lyase activity
Source: RefSeq, a predicted model, not a curated record